Cercocebus atys (sooty mangabey) is the source of this 6171-nucleotide messenger RNA. It is a transcript of the gene MYLK, whose product is annotated as myosin light chain kinase. Bases 355 to 6099 code for a protein of 1914 amino acids. Gene Ontology annotation, biological process: protein phosphorylation. NCBI's taxonomy places the organism in Eukaryota, Metazoa, Chordata, Mammalia, Primates, Cercopithecidae. The record is from RefSeq and is a predicted model, not a curated record. The transcript has 32 exons. Gene Ontology annotation, molecular function: protein kinase activity; ATP binding; protein binding.
ACCUGUGAGCUUCCACCCCUGGCUCCCCCAGGACUCCAUUGAGAGCCUCUGCAGUGGCAGCCAGAGGUUUCAAAGGUCACCCCAGCUGGGCGGAUUAGAACAACAGAUCUCCCGGACCGGGUGAAGUUGGCUGCUCAGCGGAAGGCAAGUUGCAACAUCUGCGAGCAGAGUCAGAACAAAAGCCCCUUAACUUUUUCGGUCUGGCCCUGGGCUCUGUGGCGCCCGGCACUCCUUCGCUCUCCAUUCGUGGCUGGACCUUGGACAGGAACCUCUGCAGUACGUUGGAGGUGAAGUGUGGCUGCCUCGCAUCCUGACUCAUGUGAGAGCUGCCAGGGAAGAGGCCGCGGUAAGACCAUGGGGGAUGUGAAGCUGGUUGCCUCGUCACACAUUUCCAAAACCUCCCUCAGCGUGGAUCCCUCAAGAGUUGGCUCCAUGCCCCUGACAGAGGCCCCUGCUUUCAUUUUGCCCCCUCGGAACCUCUGCAUCAAAGAAGGAGCCACCGCCAAGUUCGAAGGGCGGGUCCGGGGUUACCCAGAGCCCCAGGUGACGUGGCACAGAAACGGGCAACCCAUCACCAGUGGGGGCCGCUUUCUGCUGGAUUGCGGCAUCCGGGGGACCUUCAGCCUAGUGAUUCAUGCUGUCCACGAGGAGGACAGGGGAAAGUAUACCUGUGAAGCCACCAAUGGCAGUGGUGCUCGCCAGGUGACAGUGGAGUUGACAGUAGAAGGAAGUUUUGCAAAGCAACUUGGUCAACCUGUUGUUUCCAAAAGUUUGGGGGAUAGAUUUUCAGCUUCAGCAGUGGAGACCCGUCCUAGCAUCUGGGGGGAGUGCCCACCAAAGUUUGCUACCAAGCUGGGCCGAGUUGUGGUCAAAGAAGGACAGAUGGGACGAUUCUCCUGCAAGAUCACUGGCCGGCCCCAACCGCAGGUCACCUGGCUCAAGGGAAAUGUUCCACUGCAGCCGAGUGCCCGUGUGUCUAUGUCUGAGAAGAACGGGAUGCAGGUUCUGGAAAUCCAUGGAGUCAACCAAGAUGACAUGGGAGUGUACACAUGCCUGGUGGUGAACGGGUCAGGCAAGGCCUCGAUGUCAGCUGAACUUUCCAUCCAAGGUUUGGACAGUGCCAAUAGGUCAUUUGGGAGAGAAACAAAAGCCACCAAUUCCGACGUCAGGAGGGAGGUGACCAAUGUAAUCUCAAAGGAGUUGAAACUGAACAGUCUGGAGGCUGCAGCCGAAAGCAAGAACUGCUCCAGCCCCCAGAGAGGUGGCUCCCCAGCCUGGGCUGCAAACAGCCAGCCUCAGCCCCCAAGGGAGUCCAAGCUGGAGUCAUGCAAGGACUCGCCCAGAACGGCCCCGCAGACCCCGGUCCUUCAGACGACUUCCAGCUCCAUCACCCUGCAGGCCGCAAGAGUUCAGCCGGAACCAAGAGCACCAGGCCUGGGGGCCCUAUCGCCUUCUGGAGAAGAGAGGAAGAGGCCAGCUGCACCCCGUCCAGCCACCUUCCCCACCAGGCAGCCUGGCCUGGGGAGCCAAGACGUUGUGAGCAAGGCUGCUACCAGGAGAAUCCCCAUGGAGGGCCAGAAGGAUUCAGCACUCCCCAAAUUUGAGAGCAAGCCCCAAAGCCAGGAGGUCAGGGAAAAUCAAACUGUCAAGUUCAGAUGUGAAGUUUCAGGGAUUCCAAAGCCUGAAGUGGCCUGGUUCCUGGAAGGCACCCCCGUGAGGAGACAGGAGGGCAGCAUUGAGGUUUAUGAAGAUGCUGGCUCCCAUUACCUCUGCCUGCUGAGAGCCCGGACCAGGGACAGUGGGACAUACAGCUGCACUGCUUCCAACGCCCGAGGCCAGGUGUCCUGUAGCUGGACCCUCCAAGUGGAAAGGCUUGCUGUGAUAGAGGUGGCCCCCUCCUUCUCCAGUGUCCUGAAGGACUGCACCGUCAUUGAGGGCCAGGAUUUUGUGCUGCAGUGCUCCGUACGGGGGACUCCAGUGCCCCAGAUCACUUGGCUGCUGAAUGGACAGCCCAUCCAGUACGCUCACUCCACCUGCGAGGCUGGCGUGGCUGAGCUCCACAUCCAGGAUGCCCUGCCAGAGGACCAUGGCACCUACACCUGCCUGGCUGAGAAUGCCUUGGGGCAGGUGUCCUGCAGCGCCCGGGUCACCGUCCAUGAAAGGAAGAGUAGCGGGAAGAGUGAGUACCUUCUGCCUGUGGCCCCCAGCAAGCCCACUGCACCCAUCUUCCUGCAGGGCCUCUCUGAUCUCAAAGUCAUGGAUGGAAGCCAGGUCACUAUGACAGUCCAAGUGUCAGGGAAUCCACCCCCUGAGGUCAUCUGGCUGCACAACGGGAAUGAGAUCCAAGAGUCAGAGGACUUCCACUUUGAACAGAGAGGCACUCAGCACAGCCUUUGUAUCCAGGAAGUGUUCCCGGAGGACACGGGCACAUACACCUGCGAGGCCUGGAACAGCGCCGGAGAGGUCCGCACCCAGGCCGUGCUCACGGUACAAGAGCCUCACGAUGGCACCCAGCCCUGGUUCAUCAGUAAGCCUCGCUCGGUGACAGCCUCCCUGGGCCAGAGUGUCCUCAUCUCCUGCGCCAUAGCUGGUGACCCCUUUCCUACCGUGCACUGGCUCCGAGAUGGCAAAGCCCUCUCCAAAGACACUGGCCACUACGAGGUGCUUCAGAAUGAGGACGUGUUCACCCUGGUUCUAAAGAAGGUGCAGCCCUGGCAUGCCGGCCGGUAUGAGAUCCUGCUCAAGAACCGGGUUGGCGAAUGCAGUUGCCAGGUGUCACUGAUGCUACAGAACAGCCCUGCCGGAGCCCUUCCACGGGGGAGGGAGCCUGCCAGCUGUGAGGGCCUCUGUGGUGGAGGAGUUGGUGCUGAUGGUGGUGGUAGUGACCGCUAUGGGACCCUGAGGCCUGGCUGGCCAGCAAGAGGGCAGGGUUGGCCAGAGGAGGAAGACGGCGAGGACGUGCGAGGGGUGCUAAAGAGGCGCGUGGAGACGAGGCAGCACACCGAGGAGGCGAUCCGCCAGCAGGAGGUGGAGCAGCUGGACUUCCGAGACCUCCUGGGGAAGAAGGUGAGUACCAAGACCCUAUCGGAAGACGACCUGAAGGAGAUCCCAGCCGAGCAGAUGGAUUUCCGUGCCAACCUGCAGCGGCAAGUGAAGCCAAAGACUGUGUCCGAGGAAGAGAGGAAGGUGCACAGCCCCCAGCAGGUCGAUUUCCGCUCUGUCCUGGCCAAGAAGGGGACUCCCAAGACCCCUGUGCCUGAGAAGGUGCCACCACCGAAACCUGCCACCCCGGAUUUUCGCUCAGUGCUGGGUGGCAAGAAGAAAUUACCAGCGGAGAAUGGUAGCAGCAGUGCUGAGACCCUGAAUGCCAAGGCCGUGGAAAGUUCCAAGCCCCUGAGCAAUGCACAACCUUCAGGGCCCUUGAAACCCAUGGGCAACGCCAAGCCUGCUGAGACCCUGAAGCCCAUGGGCAACGCCAAGCCUGCUGAGACCCUGAAGCCCAUGGGCAACGCCAAGCCUGCUGAGACCCUGAAAUCCACUAGCAAAGAAGAACUCAAGAAAGACGUUAAGAAUGAUGUGAAUUGCAAGAGAGGCCAUGCAGGGACCACAGAUAAUGAAAAAAGAUCAGACAGCCAGGGGACAGCCCCAGUCUUCAAGGAGAAGCUGCAAGAUGUUCGUGUGGCAGAGGGCGAGAAGCUGCUGCUCCAGUGCCAGGUGUCUUCUGACCCCCCAGCCACCGUCACCUGGACACUGAAUGGAAAGACCCUCAAGACCACCAAGUUCAUCGUCCUCUCCCAGGAAGGCUCACUCUGCUCCGUCUCCAUCGAGAAGGCACUGCCUGAGGACAGAGGCUUGUACAAGUGUGUAGCCAAGAAUGAUGCUGGCCAGGCUGAGUGCUCCUGCCAAGUCACCGUGGACGAUGCCCCGGCCAGUGAGAACACCAAGGCCCCAGAGAUGAAAUCCCGGAGGUCCAAGAGCUCUCUUCCUCCCGUGCUAGGAACUGAGAGUGAUGCAACUGUGAAAAAGAAACCUGCCCCCAAGACACCUCCGAAGGCAGCAAUGCCCCCUCAGAUCAUCCAGUUCCCUGAGGACCAGAAGGUACGCGCCGGAGAGUCAGUGGAGCUGUUUGGUAAAGUGACAGGCACCCAGCCCAUCACCUGUACCUGGAUGAAGUUCCGAAAGCAGAUCCAGGAGAGCGAGCACAUGAAGGUGGAGAACAGCGAGAAUGGCAGCAAGCUGACCAUCCUGGCCGCGCGCCAGGAGCACUGCGGCUGCUACACACUGCUGGUGGAGAACAAGCUGGGCAGCAGGCAGGCCCAGGUCAACCUCACUGUCGUGGAUAAGCCAGACCCCCCAGCUGGCACACCUUGUGCCUCUGACAUUCGGAGCUCCUCACUGACCCUGUCCUGGUACGGCUCCUCGUACGAUGGGGGCAGUGCCGUACAGUCCUACAGCAUCGAGAUCUGGGACUCAGCCAACAAGACUUGGAAGGAACUAGCCACAUGCCGCAGCACCUCUUUCAACGUUCAGGACCUGCUGCCUGACCAUGAGUAUAAGUUCCGUGUACGUGCAAUCAACGUGUAUGGAACCAGUGAGCCAAGCCAGGAGUCUGAACUCACAACGGUAGGAGAGAAACCUGAAGAGCCAAAGGAUGAAGUGGAGGUUUCAGACGAUGAUGAGAAGGAGUCUGAGGUUGAUUAUCGGACGGUGACAAUCAAUACUGAACAAAAAGUAUCUGACGUCUACGACAUCGAAGAGAGAUUAGGAUCUGGGAAAUUUGGACAGGUCUUUCGACUUGUAGAAAAGAAAACUCGAAAAAUCUGGGCAGGGAAAUUCUUCAAGGCAUAUUCAGCAAAAGAGAAAGAGAAUAUCCGGCAGGAGAUCAGCAUCAUGAACUGCCUCCACCACCCCAAGCUCGUCCAGUGUGUGGAUGCCUUCGAAGAAAAGGCCAACAUCGUCAUGGUCCUGGAGAUCGUGUCAGGAGGUGAGCUGUUUGAGCGCAUCAUUGACGAGGACUUCGAGCUGACGGAGCGCGAGUGCAUCAAGUACAUGCGGCAGAUCUCGGAGGGGGUGGAGUACAUCCACAAGCAGGGCAUCGUGCACCUGGACCUCAAGCCGGAGAACAUCAUGUGUGUCAACAAGACGGGCACCAGGAUCAAGCUCAUCGACUUUGGUCUGGCCAGGAGGCUGGAGAAUGCGGGGUCCCUGAAGGUCCUCUUUGGCACCCCGGAGUUUGUGGCUCCUGAAGUGAUCAACUAUGAGCCCAUCGGCUAUGCCACAGACAUGUGGAGCAUCGGGGUCAUCUGCUACAUCCUAGUCAGUGGCCUUUCCCCCUUCAUGGGAGACAACGAUAAUGAAACCUUGGCCAACGUUACCUCAGCCACCUGGGAUUUCGACGACGAGGCAUUCGAUGAGAUCUCCGACGAUGCCAAGGAUUUCAUCAGCAAUCUGCUGAAGAAAGAUAUGAAAAACCGCCUGGACUGCACACAGUGCCUUCAGCAUCCAUGGCUAAUGAAAGAUACCAAGAACAUGGAGGCCAAGAAACUCUCCAAGGACCGGAUGAAGAAGUACAUGGCAAGAAGGAAAUGGCAGAAAACGGGCAAUGCUGUGAGAGCCAUUGGAAGACUGUCCUCUAUGGCAAUGAUCUCAGGGCUCAGUGGCAGGAAAUCCUCAACAGGGUCACCAACCAGCCCGCUCAAUGCAGAAAAACUAGAAUCUGAAGAAGAUGUGUCCCAAGCUUUCCUUGAGGCUGUUGCUGAGGAAAAGCCUCAUGUAAAACCCUAUUUCUCUAAGACCAUUCGUGAUUUAGAAGUUGUGGAGGGAAGUGCUGCUAGAUUUGACUGCAAGAUUGAAGGAUACCCGGACCCCGAGGUUGUCUGGUUCAAAGAUGACCAGUCAAUCAGGGAGUCCCGCCACUUCCAGAUAGACUACGAUGAGGACGGGAACUGCUCUUUAAUUAUUAGUGAUGUUUGUGGGGAUGAUGAUGCCAAGUACACCUGCAAAGCUGUCAACAGUCUUGGAGAAGCCACCUGCACAGCAGAGCUCAUUGUGGAAACGAUGGAGGAAGGUGAAGGGGAAGGGGAAGAGGAAGAAGAGUGAAACAAAGCCAGAGAAAAGCAGUUUCUAAGUCAUAUUAAAAGGACUAUUUCUCUAAAACUAAAAAAAAAAAAA